Messenger RNA from Lactuca sativa (garden lettuce), 546 nucleotides. RefSeq lists its product as uncharacterized. The record is from RefSeq and is a predicted model, not a curated record. NCBI's taxonomy places the organism in Eukaryota, Viridiplantae, Streptophyta, Magnoliopsida, Asterales, Asteraceae.
AUGUUAGAUUGUCCUUUGGAGUUCGAGAUUGCAGACGAUCAAUCCGUUCGGGCAUCAAAGAUUUAUAGAGAUUGUGUCUUGAGGAUGUAUGAUGAGUAUUAUCUCGUGGAUUUGGUUCCCAUUCCUUUGCGUGGGAACAAGGUUAUCAUAGGCAUCGAUUGGUUGAGCCUUAAUGGGGCAGUGAUCGAUUGUGCGCAGCAGUUGGUUCGAGUUAGGACCCCAAGUGGGGGAAAGCUAGUGAUUCAGGGUGAGAGACCACAACGUGAACCGGUCAUGUGUUCUGCAGUGAGAGCCAGACGUUACCUUCAUAAGGGAUGUUCAGGUUUUUUCGCCUAUGUUAUGGAUACCCGGGAGAAGGGUAAGGCAGCCAUGGAUGAUGUGCCAGUUGUGCGGGAGUAUCCAGACGAUUUCCUGGAGGAUUUUCUUGGGAUACCUCCGGAGAGGCAGGAAAGAUUCUCAGAAAUCUUCAAGAAUUCAUCUCCAAGAAAAUGCAAUCCAACAGUGUACAAAAUAGCAUCAAACCAACAACUUAUAGAGGUGCAAUGA